AUGAGCAAUACCGAUUUCCUUGGACGGGCGAUUGACACGGUCAAAAAGGCUAUCGAGAGCGAUAAUGAAGGCGAAUACGAGAAGGCCUAUCAGCUCUAUUACUCCGCACUGGAGCUAUUUAUGCUGGCCCUAAAAUGGGAGAAGAAUCCCAAGUCAAAGGAGAUGAUUCGUGCCAAGACGGGCGAGUAUAUGGAUCGCGCGGAGAAACUCAAGAAUCACUUAGCCCAAGCAGAUAAUCGAAAGAAGCCCAGCGCGAUAGGCGCUAAUGGAGGGAAAGUGGCGCAUGGGAGUGGGAAGGGUAGUGGGAAAGACGAUGAUGAUGAAGAUGCAGAUUCCAAGAAGUUGCGCUCUGCCCUUGCCGGUGCUAUUCUCUCCGACAAGCCAAACGUGAAAUGGGAGGAUGUUGCGGGUUUGGAGAGUGCGAAGGAGGCUCUGAAGGAGGCUGUCAUUCUUCCGAUCAAAUUUCCACAUCUGUUUACAGGAAAACGGCAACCAUGGAAGGGCAUUUUGCUCUAUGGUCCUCCCGGCACUGGAAAGUCGCAUCUCGCCAAGGCCGUUGCGACAGAAGCCAACAGCACAUUCUUCAGUGUUAGCAGUAGUGACCUGGUGUCGAAAUGGAUGGGUGAGAGUGAAAGGCUGGUGAAGCAACUUUUCAACAUGGCUCGAGAAAACAAGCCGGCUAUUAUCUUUAUCGAUGAGGUUGACGCUCUUUGUGGACCUCGCGGUGAGGGAGAAUCCGAGGCUUCCCGCCGUAUUAAGACCGAACUUCUGGUCCAGAUGGACGGAGUGGGUAAAGAUUCGAGAGGCGUCUUGAUUCUUGGAGCCACCAAUAUCCCCUGGCAGCUCGAUGCUGCCAUUCGCCGCAGAUUCCAACGGAGAGUUCACAUCAGCCUUCCUGACAUGAAUGCGCGCAUGAAGAUGUUCAUGCUCGCCGUCGGGCAGACCCCAUGUCAGAUGACACAGGCGGACUACCGAACCCUGGCAGAGAUGAGCGAAGGCUACUCCGGCAGCGAUAUCAGUAUUGCCGUCCAGGAUGCCCUGAUGCAACCUAUCCGUAAGAUUCAGACAGCAACCCACUAUAAGAAGGUGAUGCACGAAGGUGCAGAGAAAUUAACCCCAUGCUCACCCGGUGACAGCGGCGCAGUCGAAAUGAGGUGGGAGGACGUCGAAGCAGAACAGCUCCUAGAGCCGCCUCUUAUCCUCAAAGACUUUGUCAAAGCCGUCCGCAACUCCCGACCAACUGUCAGCCAAGAAGAUCUGAAACGAAACUCGGAAUGGACCCAGGAGUUUGGCAGCGAGGGGGCUUAA
Aspergillus ochraceoroseus IBT 24754 is the source of this 1308-nucleotide messenger RNA. RefSeq names its product AAA family ATPase VPS4. The record is from RefSeq and is a predicted model, not a curated record. Bases 1 to 1308 code for a protein of 435 amino acids. Gene Ontology annotation, biological process: vacuole organization; endosomal transport. The transcript has 4 exons. Lineage: Eukaryota; Fungi; Ascomycota; Eurotiomycetes; Eurotiales; Aspergillaceae. Gene Ontology annotation, molecular function: ATP hydrolysis activity; ATP binding.